AUGACCGACUACAGCAAGAAGACGAACGCCGAGCUGGUCGAGAUCCUGAAGGCUCGAUCCCUCCCCCACACCGGCAAAAAGGCCGACAUGGUCUCGCGCCUGCAAGAAAACGACCAGAGCAACCCCGGCGGUGCUGCGCUUGCUGCUGCGCCCGUAACUGCGGCCAAGACCGAUACCGAGGAUGUGAUUGAUUGGGACGACGAGCCAUCAGAGACACCCGCGCAGGCCUCAACGGAAGCCGGAGCUGCUGCCAUCGCCGCCGGCGGACAAGGCGCCGUCCCCAAUCCUGUCGCCGUUCCCAACCAGAAACUCGAUGAGAACCCUGCCGCGACCGACGAUCUGAAGGUCGAGUCAACUGGCGCAGCACCCGAAGCCGCCCAGGCCGAAGCCCCCGUUGAGACCAAGCCUCCCGUCGAUUACACGCGCGGACUCCCCCAGACGGACCUGGAGGCCGAGCUGGCGAAGCGCAAGGCUCGCGCAGAGAAGUUCGGCAUUGUCGAGGAUGAAGCUACGGCAUUGAAGGAGGCUACCAAACAACUCGAGCGGGCUAAGCGAUUUGGCACUGGCGCCGAGGAGACCGGGGUCAGCCGUCUGGAUCAGGCACUUCCUGACGGUCCUCGCAAGAGAGGGAACGAGUCUCGCGAUGCCCGUGGUGGCAAGCGACGCGAUACCGGUCGCAACCGUAACCGUCGUGGCGAUGGAAACCGGCCUCGCAACGAUGGCAACAAGACCAAUGCUGGUGUCAAGAAGCCUGCGACGGGCGGCAGUGCGCCGAAGAACUGGAGCGACAAGGACCAAGCGGCCAUGGAGGCCCGCAAGAAGCGGUUUGCUGCGGCGGCCUAA
Messenger RNA from Penicillium olsonii, 843 nucleotides. The record is from the annotation of a GenBank genome assembly. Lineage: Eukaryota; Fungi; Ascomycota; Eurotiomycetes; Eurotiales; Aspergillaceae.